CCUGAAUCCACUCCCAAUUUUUAUUUAAUAACUUCAUUCCCCUCUUCCAUUCAAAUCCAUUCACAAACAACAUUUUCUUGAUCCCAUUAAUCCCAAAAAUAAAAAUCAAAAUAAAAUGAAUAAAAAUUCAGAAAUGCAUCCACUCCCCCCACCCCCAGCUUACAGACCACCCCCUCUUAACCAAACAGUCUUGUCCAAACAAGGCAAGCUCAGACAAAGAGACCACCCGAUUCUCCGGCAACCUCGAAGAACGAAUCCCAUCGUUUGGUUCUGCGCAAUCCUAUGUUUGCUAUUCAGUCUCCUCCUAAUCUUCUUCGGUAUAACAACACUAAUCAUCUUCGUCCACAUCAAACCUAGAAACCCCGUUUUCGACACCUCGGCGGCGAACCUAAACGUCAUCUACUUCGACUCACCGGAGUUCCUCAACGGAGAUCUAACGUUUCUUGCGAAUUUUUCGAACCCGAAUAAGAAAUUGAGUGUGAGAUUCGAGUACCUGUAUUUUGAGCUCUACUUUCGAGAAAGUCUGAUAGCGACUCAAGUUCUUCAGCCGUUCAAUCAGAGGCAUGGUCAAGUGAAGUUGAUUCCAGUUCAUCUGAUUUCCAGUUUGGUCUAUUUGCCGCCGGUUCUUGCACUCGAGCUUCAAAAGCAGGAGCAGAGGAACAGAGUUAUCUACAAUAUAAAAGGAACUUUUAAAGUGAAGGUAAACGCGGGUUUUGUUCGUUAUUCUUAUUUGUUGCAUGGGAAUUGUUUGAUAGAAAUGACGAGUCCACCUAACGGUGUUUUGAUUUCGCAUAGCUGCCGAACUAAGAGAUGAUGGACCGUUUUUUUUUUUUUUUUUAAUCUGUUGUUUUUGUCAUACAUGUAAGAUUUUUAAAUCACUUGAAUGGCAGUUUUUCAAGCACAAGAAACGGAUCGAAUGUAAAGAAUGUGACGGUGUUCUUUAUCCUAGGGCUUUAUAGUUUUGACAUACACAAACGAGCGUUUUUAAGGCUU
This is a messenger RNA of Erythranthe guttata (spotted monkey flower), 993 nucleotides long. RefSeq names its product NDR1/HIN1-like protein 26. The record is from RefSeq and is a predicted model, not a curated record. Gene Ontology annotation, cellular component: plasma membrane. Gene Ontology annotation, biological process: defense response to other organism. Lineage: Eukaryota; Viridiplantae; Streptophyta; Magnoliopsida; Lamiales; Phrymaceae.